AUGGUGAUUUGGUUUCGAGUGCAGGACAACGCUGGAAUGGAGUUUAUUGCGUCGUUUAGUACUAAGGACGGUCAGAAGAAAACAGACUUGGACACCAAUGUCUUCAGCGACGAGCAGAUAAGCAAAAACAUCUUGAUACUGAAGGCUUUCGAAAAGGCUCGAGAUAGUGGGGUCUACAGCUGUGCGUCAAUCAACGCUUGUGUUUGGUGAAGUAACUCGGCUUGCUGGGCCAGGUGAGUAGGCUAGCUAGGCUAAAUUACAUAAAUUGUAUCAGAAUAAUACAGUUCUAGACAUCAAUGUUUUUUAAAUCAGGUUCUUUAUAGCCUAUUAACAGUCUGAAAGUAAUCCUUGCUAACAAGCUUCACUUUUUAGCUGCGACAACAACAACAACAACCAUGAUGACUACACCAAUGACCACAGCCAUAGAGCUAACCAGCUCUACAACUGCUAAGUCAUGCAAAGGUAGAAUAUUUAUUGACAUCAUUAUCACAAUUAUUUUUAUAAUAUAAAUGUCCUCAUAUCUUUGAUAGAGUUGUUUUGUAUAAUCAAAGUUGAAUUUUCCAUUAUCCAAUGCUGUUGAACAUUGUAACACAUUUAUCCCAAAUGUCUUCCCUGUUUGACUUGUGUUUUUGCAGUGGGAAAGGUGGACCCUAGUGCAUCAUGUGAUAUGAUUGUUUGGGAUCCAUUGGCUGCUGGCUGUGGCUUCCUCUUCCUCCUCCUCAUCAUCACUGUAUGCCACUGCAACCGUGAGUCCUGCAUUCACUGACCAAUAUACCCCCAUGUACCCAUGAAACACCCACUAUGCAUUCACUCACCAAUGUACCCAUGAAACACCCACCCACCAAACAAAACAAGAGUAUUGAACCAACUGAUGUAAAUAUGCUGCCAAUUUUUCAGUUAGAAUGUAUGAAUAUUUUCAUAUAAUAUCCAUAUAAUUGUUUAAAUAAAUAAAUAAUAAAUAAUAUUAUGUAUUUAUUUAUUUAUUUAUUUAUUGUUUCUUUUGCUUUAGGGAUAAGAACGAAACGAUGCCCACAUCAUUACAAAAGACAGUAAGUUUUCCUUCUUUAAUAUGUCAAACAUAAGUCCUGUUAUGAUGUAUGCAGCCUAGAAAAUUAGUAGUUGAAAAAAGAGAAGGUCCGCACUUUUGGGAGUUCUCUCCCCUAAACGGUCCAACUGAGUUUGUAGUUAGAAAGACAAGCUUCUCUUAUUUCUGUCUUGUAUUCAGGCAGAGAAUGGGAGCACCAGGGCAACAACAUCCUAUAGCCAACAACAGACUUUUCUAA
Molecule: messenger RNA, 1283 nt
Organism: Coregonus sp. 'balchen'
Lineage: Eukaryota; Metazoa; Chordata; Actinopteri; Salmoniformes; Salmonidae
Source: the annotation of a GenBank genome assembly